Messenger RNA from Lymnaea stagnalis (great pond snail), 17687 nucleotides. NCBI's taxonomy places the organism in Eukaryota, Metazoa, Mollusca, Gastropoda, Lymnaeidae. The record is from the annotation of a GenBank genome assembly.
GUAGACACAAGUGAUGGUUAGGAUGGAAUCAUUAGAGAGUUGCCAGUCUUUCACAUCAGUUCGGGAAACAAGGAAGUGAAACCUUUUGCCCAACCUGUAGUUUUACGAUGGCCUUUCUAUCUCUACAGCUAUUUUGUCUCAUUGCAUUCGCAUUAAACUUGUGCUCGCUGUCCAUUCAGUAAAAAAAAGGUAAGUAUUUAGAGUAUUGCGCAAAUUAAGAGCAUAUUAAAUCUUCACAGUGGCAGGAGGACCAAUAUGUAGUUGAAAUUUAAUUACAUACAUUUCUGGCCAACUGACGCAUUCAACAUGUAUGAUAGUAAGAUGUAAACAAUCAAAGUAGGACUAAUGAGACCAAUGUGUAACCAAUCAAAAUAACAUUCAUGAGACUAAAAUUUAACUAAUCAAAGAAGGACUUAAGAGUCUGAAAUGCAAAACACAAAAAAAAAAAAAAAAAAAAAAAAAAAAAAAAAAAAAAAAAAAAAAAAAAAAAAAAAAAAAAAAAAAAAAAAAAAAAAAAAAAAAAAAAAAAAAAAAAAAAAAAAAAAAAAACCGGGAUUAAUGAGACUCAAAUUUAACCAAUCAUAUUGGGUCUCAUGAUUCUAACAUGUAACCAAUCAAAGAGCAACUUGCAAUAUUCUUAGUGAUAGAAUAACCUUAAGACCCCACAACCCAGGCAAAACACGUGUUAACCACUAGUUGUCGCCCAUCUCAACAGGCUGUACAUUUUUCGGCAAUAAUCCAUUAGUAAGUAGCACGUGCUUCCAUUUGAGCAAAAAAGCCUUGACCUGGCAGGAUGCGCACACUUUCUGUCAUUCAAACCAAGGAUGGCUGAUGAACUCUGUGUAUGAAACGGCCUCCUACGUUGACCCCAGGGUACUGAAAUUUAACGGUGAGUAAAGUAGUUUUAUUAUUGUUGCCCGACCGUUCAUGGUGAUCCCUUUUUAAAGGCACCCAAACAAACAAAUUCGGUUGGUGUAGUUUCGGCGCCAGGACUUCUCCGUUAAUUUGCAUGUUACAAAAAUCUCAGAAUUCCCACAUCUUAUGUCAAUAUUUCGAAACCUGGAUCUCUAACUCUCUAACAUGCAGGUGUGGGGAUUUUUUUUCUUGUUUCGUGCAUGGGAUCGGUGGUCUUACAGGCCUCAGGGCAACUACCCCUUUUUUUGCGCGAGGUCCCUAGAAUUUUUUAAUCCCAUUAUUGACUGGAAGAUAUUAGUAGUUGUUCCUUUCGGUCCACCCAGGCUAUUUCAUCUCUUUGGUGCCAGCCUUGUGUGGUUAGCGUUUUCCUACCAAAGACAAGGCUGGGCGACUGGAAGUCAAACGGCUAAUUCACACGUUUCUCACGUCACUUGUAAAGUCAUAUUCGUUAUCAUGUUAUUAUUUCUAUUUUUAAAAAUUGUCAUAGUGAGUUUUAUGAAUACGGAUUGCAGGGGUGCACUUCCAACAUUUGUCAUAGUGAGUUUUAUGAAUACGGAUUGCAGGGGUGCACUUCCAACAUUUGUCAUAGUGAGUUUUAUGAAUACGGAUUGCAGGGGUGCACUUCCAACAUUUGACGAUGGGAAUAUAAUUCUGGUCUACAGCCAUAUUAUUACUAGAGCAUGAUGUUUUUUUUUUAUCAUGUUUGGCUUUCAUGACAUGUUUGAGAUGAUGUGCCACACGAUAAAUCUUUUGAGCAAUUCCCACACAACAACGUAAAUCCAAGAAGGAAAUUUAAUUGUCCAUACUAACUGAGCCGUGUGUCGCUGUGAGAUCAUUUGAAGGGGCUGGGAAAAGGAAGGGGGGGGGGCUUAACUAAAAUAAUUAAUAAAUCUCGUUUUAACAUAACUGUAGGAGACCAGAGCGACCUGUGAUCAUUGUUUAAAUCUUCUUCUUAACCACCUUUGUCUAUGCAGCAGAUUUAUAUCAUUCCCGUAUCUUCUUAAGCUAUUUACGAACAUCUAAGAUGAGACACACGAGUUACCCUCGCCAAAAGCGUUGUUCAGAAGUAAGAUUGCUUUGUGCAUGACAAGAUGUGAUCAAUAGCUUCUCGUUAGCUUUGAAAGCAUUGUCAAUGUGGAACACUUCAAUCAAAAAAUGUAUCUUGGAUAUUUUUUAUACUGGAAUAAAUCGUUUGACUCUAAUCCCUGUGACCUCUAGGGUUUUUUUUUCUUGGUUCCCAGACAACUGAACGCACGACAAGUGAACCUAUGACAACUGAACCUAAGACAACCGCACCCAUGACAAGUGAACCCACAGACAAGUGACCACACUGACAAGUGAACCCAUAGACAACUGAACGCACGACAUGUGACCACAAAAAUAAUAAAAUUGAAUAGAAUUAGUAUUAAAUUUUAAAAUUCCGAAACGCCUAGAAAAUGUACUUAAAUUUUCUACUGAUUAAAUACAUAUGAAUAAUAUGAUAUACAUUUUUAUAAUUAGUUUCAUUGGUUAAUAAAUUAACGUUAAAAAAUAAUUCUACUCUGCAAAGCAUUGCGGCUUAAAAAAAUAAUUUAAAAAACGAGUAAUAAUAUAGUUGGCAAAUUAUUUUGGUUUUGCAAUUAGAAUUAGAACGAGUUAUUUGUUCUUGUCAAGAAAUGUCUUCUUACGGACCGUCUCAGUCUCAGUGCGACUCUGAUAAUGAAAUGUAUUCCUUAUGUCGCCUUUAAUAUGAGCGUACUGCCCAAUGCUAACAUCGACAGUAUCGGCGUAAACAAGUAGGCCCUAGCCCUAAGCUUAAUUUUAAGUAUUCUUUCCAUAUUUUGAAAUUCGGUUCUCCGCUACUAUACAAAAAAUAAAGUGGUCUUUUUACAUUUUUACCUGCCUCAAGACAUACUUUCCAGAGGCAUACCAUACUAUUCGGGAUAUUUUAAGAGUGUUGAUUUUUAUUGAUUUUAUUAAUUUAUAAUUGAAUUGAUGCUUUGCUCAACUAUGCGAAAUAAAUAUCGUCUAACAAACGUGUUUAGUAGAGUUAUAUUAAGUUAGAAUGAAUAUAAAUUAAUGUAUUUGCGGACUUUUUUAUUUAUUACCCGGUAUUUUUUCCUAUAAUUUUUUAACUUCCAUGAAUUAUCCCAUUACUAUUAAUUUAUUGUAUAGAAAAAAUAGACAACGUACAGUUUAGAUAAUGAAACCAAGAACCCUUAUUAAAGUCAUUUUUUAUCCUAAAUAAAAAACAAUAAAGCCUAGACUCCUCCCUUUUACUGUGUUAUAAAGUUAUAGUAUAGGUUGAUUAAAGUAAAGUGUCUGGGAACAUGCUACCAUUUUUAGUUAUUACCCUAACACCACUUUAAUGUAAUCUCUUGGUAAUCAAAGGCCCACUAAGAAUAGGAUGACAUUAUUUUAAUAAGUUAUAGUUGAUUAAAGUAAAGUGUCUGGGAACAUGCUACCAUUUUUAGUUAUUACCCUAACACCACUUUAAUGUAAUCUCUUGGUAAUCAAAGGCCCACUAAGAAUAGGAUGACAUUAUUUUAAUAAGUUAUAAUAUAGUUUCUAUAAUAUGUAUAAUAUAAUGGGUUUUUUAAAUAUUGUUUAGGCAUAUUAACAAGAAUAAAUCAUCUUGUGUUUGUAAUGGUAAUCUACGUUGUAGUGUUAAUUUUAUUUAUAAAUCAAAUAAAUUUUAAUUUCACAUGUUUUUUUUUGAGUAUUUAUAUUAUAUUGUGAUUAUUAAGUUACAUAUUAACUAUUCUUAUGCUGAAACUGAAGUCCAGUACAAGUUCUAAUUUAUAUAUUAUUUAUAUUAUACAUUCAAGUAUUAUACAAAAAUGCAUACUAGUACUAGUUCUUAGAAAUAUUUGUUCAGUUUGCAUAGUGUUAGUAUAGUAUAAUAAAGACAUAAAGUUAAGUAGAUAGAUCAGAGAGCCAUGCACAGUGACAGUAUUGUCAAAGAUCUAAUUCAACAAGUAAUUACUGAAUCAUUUUAAUUUUACUAUUUAGCUAGUGUAAACUCAAGGAUUAGUGGGCUAGUAUUAGUAUGUUACAGUAUUUAAAAAAACUUAAUUCUUGUUUGUAUUAAAAAUAUUUUAAACAAAAUAAAUUCAAUUAUAUUUUUACCACAAAACUAUUAAGUCAAUAUCCAAGUCUAUUGUAUAAGUUUAAGAACUAUUCUUAUAAGUUUAUAAGUUGUAGUCAAUCCAUGAUUUAUAUUUGUAUGGUGAAAUUUUGGCAAAUUUAUAUUACACAAGAUACAUAUUUAUUUUUCAUGGAAUGUUUGACUAUGGUUUAUGUGAGAUAAUGAAGAAUUUUGUUUAAUUAAACUUUGAAACUUUUAUUUAUUUUUAUUUUUCAUACUUACUACUUCGUGAAAUUUUUGUCAAAAUGACUUGUCUAAUUUAGUACUCUUAAUGAAGUCAAUGGGAUAAAAAGUGCUCAACAAUUAUUUUAUAAUUUUAAAAAAAAAUUAUUAUAAACUAUACAACAAAUUAAAAAGAAAAUUGAAAAAAAAAGGAAGAAUGCGUAUCAUUAUAUAGAAUAUGUUUAUUAUCAAAUAUAAUAUCUGAAUUCAUGAAAAAUAACUCUGAAUAAUGAAUUUUAAUUCUGCACAAGUAAGCUAUCUUAUCAUGUUUAUUUUCAUAUCCCUGAACUGCUAAUGCCACCUGAUCAUCUAGAAGUGCAUAUUUCUUCUUUUUUUUCUGGUUGAUCCAUUUGUGCUUUUGCCAAAGUGAGCCUAUGACAAGAUAUAUCCUUCUGAAGGCCCUCAAAUAAACUCCAGAUACUUGGAUGGCUGCAAUGAAAUAAUGCAUUUAAGCCAUUGUGAAAUCCUUCACAACAAUUAGUAGUUUUUGGUGACCUUUCCAUAGCAGCAUCAUAUUGAUUCCAAAUUUUGAUUGGAAAUUGUGGCUCUCUACCUAUUGCACCUUCAAUGUAAGUUGAAAAAAAAUAGGUCAGAACUUCAUUAUACCUUCCAUCAUCUGGGAAUGUUGCAGCAAGAGUAUCAAACACAGCUCUCACAUCAUUUAUGGGUACAAAUGCUAAGGCUGCCAGAGAUUUUAGUUUCAAUUUAAGUUCAAUGUCUGCCUCAAAAUCAGAUUUUAGGCCAACACAACUAAUUUUUAUUAUCAAAUUCUGGCAUAAGUGAAAAUAACAACCCUUAACCUCUGCGCUUGGGAAAGCUGUAAGAACUGCUCUCAUACAGGCUUUUUCAAAAUCUUCCAAAAAUUUUUGAGGGGAUAAGUUUGGCAAAAGUUGUUUCAAAAUUUCACACAUGUUGGUAUAUGUUUGAAGGUUUUUUCUUUGCAAAAGAAAAUAUAUGCAUGGAGGGUAAGAAUUACAAACUUUCGCAUGCCAUGUGUAAAGUUGGUAAAACAAUUUUGGCACCUUGUCAAAUGUUCCAUCCCCAUACAUUUCAUCCUUAUCCAAUUCAAGUAAUAAAACUUUAUUCCCAAUUGCUAGAAUUCUGUUUGGAUCAUAGCUUCCUGAGUCAUAUAGAGUUAAAUGAAGAUAUUUUUGGUGGGAUGUCAAAACUGGAAGUAGUUGGUAUAGGAAAAUGCUCCUCGUUUCUGUGUCGAAUUAAAGUUCUAGUUAGGGAUGAUUGCUUGGGAAUAUGCUGCAGGACAUCGUUGCUAAAAUUUAUUAGCACAUUACCUAUAAUAUUUUUAGGUGUUGCACCAAUAGCCUUAAUACUUUCUUUUAUUUUGCUUACAGCAAUGUUAGCCUUGGCUUUUUGUGGACAAGAAUCAUGGGUGUGUGUUGUUGGCUCUGCAAUAACAUUAUUUUUAUGUGUUUUUAUAAACACCGUGCAAUCAUACUGUCUGCAUCUCCACGGCAUCACAUCACUGUCUUUGCUUUCUCUAUGUUUAAUAUAUUCAAAUCCUUUGUGUACCAAUACCAAAUUUCCUCUUUGAGUCUUUGAAAAUUCCAUAGCCAUUAGGGAAAGCUUAAAAAGAACAAAAAUAUAACUAAAUAUUAUUUUAAUGAAAGGAAAAAAUAAAAUAAUGUUAAUUCAUGAACUGAUUUUUAAGGAUAUAUGCAUCUUUGAUUUAGACUUAUCCAAAAAAUAAAGUACUCAAAGGCAUUUUUAAUCAACCUGUUAGGACACAAAUAUCUUCCCUAAGAGUAAAAAAAAAGUAUGGAAUGCUUUGAAUUUCAUCACUGCUAGUAGAGGUGGCAGAUACAUUUCCUGAAUAGAAUGGAACUUAAAAUCAUUUCUAUUAUAUAAUGUUUGUCAACCUAUAAACAUUUAUAACAACAUUUUAAGAAUCAAGUACCAGGAUAUCAGUCUUUUGGCAUUAGGCAGGUAAAAUCUUGGCAUUUCAGUUGUUUUCUUAUUAGUAAAUAUGAUCAUAAUUUAUUUCUUAAGAUUUAUCACAGGCCAUACUACCAAAGUGCUACAGGUUAUACCAGUGGUCGGCAAACUCAAUAAUCAAAAGAAUAAAUUAGCAGCAGCAGGACGGUUAAAAAAUUUUUUAGAGCCAGAUUUUGUUUCAAGAACCUGUAAAAAAAACAUGUUUUUCUGGGUCAAAACCGAUUUUGAAGACGACUGGCCGAGCCGCCCUCCGGUCACUAAAGACCAGCAUGCGGCUCUUGAGCUGCGAUUUGUCGACCAAUGGGCUAUUAUAACUAUCAGUAUCAGCAUAUGCCUUUCUUAAAAAUACAAUUGAAAAUAUAACUAAAUAUAACUACAUUUAUUUAUGAUAAUAUAAUGUCACAUAUGCUAUAGUAAAAAUAAAAUAACUUACAACAAUUAUUAAUUUUGUAAAAGACGAAAUUAUAAUAUUUUUUCUUCGUUUAUUUUAUAAAUUAUGUAGGUACUAUUUUUAGAAGCCUAAUCGUUUUGAAGAGUGCUUAUGACUCAACAUAAACACAUGAUUUAUAAGACACCUAUGAAUGAGACACCAAUAAAAAAUGAUUUUCAAUUCAGUGAUGAGAAUGCUCAAUGAUGAGUGACCACUUACACUUUUCAUUUAUUUAUUAAUCCAAUUUAAAGUGAUGGUGAGGCUAUGGCCUAAAGCUAUAAACUAAAAAGCAACAUUGGAAGUAGAAUAAUUUACAGGAAUAAUGAUUGUGAAAAUACUCACUUUUAUUAGUGUUGCGCUUUUGGUCCAAAACUUUAGGGAGGAGGGCUCUUGUUCGUACUUUUCCUUUGAUAAAACUUUGUUGCCGCGCUUUCUCAGACUAAAGUUUCAGGUUUUGUUGUAUUUGUAUAAUUCAGCAUUAGAACAUCUAUACAUUGUAUGUUUUCUAGACAUUUCGGCUUUUUUACAUUAUCCUAUUUAAUUUUUUAUAUUUUUUGUGGUCACCUGUCGUGCGUUCGGUUGUCUAUGGGUUCAGUUGUCAGUGUGGUCACUUGUCUGUGGGUUCACUUGUCCGUGGGUUCACUUGUCAUGGUUUCGGUUGUCUUGGGUUCAGUUGUCGUGGGUUCACCUGUUAUGCGUUCAGUUGUCCGGUCACCGUUUUCUUGUAUAAUCAUCGGUCAUUUUGCCUUGUUUUCUCUCAUAAUCAUUAUGAACUUUUGCCUUGUUUUCUGUUGUAGUCAUUGGACUUUUAGCCUUGUUAUAAUCAUUGUGACCUUUAGCCUUGUAUUCUUUUAUAAUUAUUGUGACCUUAAGCUUUGUUUUCUGUUAUAAUCUCUGUGACCUUUGAUCUUUUUUGUUUGUUACAAUCACUGUGACCUUCGUCCUUGGUGUCUGUGAGAUUCAUAGCGCGGAUGCAUUUUCUGAGAAACUGUUUUCAUCAAUGUUCCUCCGAUUCUUUUUUUUGUUUUUGUGUAGUUGUUUUUUUUGGCCUCUUGCAACAAAUCUCUUUUUCAUAAUUUGCUAUUUAAUGAUUAAUAAGAGUCAUUAGAAACUCUUCAGUCAAACUACUUUAUAGACUUAAUGAAACUAAUACACGGAGCAAUGACUUUGCUUUCUCGGUGCGUUUUAUUUUACGUUUACGUAGAAUCCUAUCGUAUGGUCUUGGAACUUUUCAAUAUCCUCCACACAUCAACAAUUAUGAAACAGAUUAAACUGAUUUUUAAGCCAUUAUUUCGGUGGUUUAUUGUGCUAAUGGUGCUAUCGGCUAAAAUUAUUUCUUUGAUGAAGUAUUUGUAUUUUAAAAACUUUCUCAGAGUUUCUAUGACCAAGAGAGUCUGAACAAUGAGAACGAGUUGGCCAUGACCAUCAUCUCCAUUGUGGGACUGAGCCUGUCUAUUAUAGGACUCUCUUUGUCGAUUCUCUCCUUCCUUCUCAUCAAGUAAGUCUUGAAACUUCAAAUCAAGGAUAAUUUCCAGAGGAAACUAAGCAAUUAACCUUUCCCUUAUUUUUACCGCAUACCUUUGUAACAUUUUUACUUUUAUUGCACACACAAAAAAACUAGUCAAGGAACAAUGUUCCCGCUAAGGUUUGUUGGUUCGUGUGCAAAAUCAAAAAGCUGUGUGCAAAGUUUUACAGCAUCAAUUUUUUUGUGUGCAAAAUUUUAAAGCCCACGGACACAAACACACACUUACAUGGAAAUUUGCUUCGCGGAACUCAAAACUACUUCGCGGAGUCUGUGCAGCUUAACGGGAACAUUGUCCAGGAAUUAACGUCAUGAUUACUGUGAUAACCAUUAUUAAAUAUAUUAAAAUGAUUUUUUUUUAAAUUCCUCAAAUAAGUAUUUGUUACGUUGUUCAUUUAUUGACUUCUAAAACUAUAUUAAAAUAGAAUAUAUCUUUGCAGACUUGUGCGGCAAGGCCGGCCUCAGCAGACACUGUUCCAGCUGUGCCUGGCACUCCUCAUGUCCUGGGUCGUGUUCCUGGCCGGAGUCACCCAGACAUCGUCCCACGCUGGAUGCAUUGCUGUGGCAGUACUGCUCCACUACCUCAUCAUGUCGUCCUUCAUGUGGAUGUUGAUGGAGGGAAUCAUGCAGUAUCUGCUCUUUGUCAAGGUCAUGAACACAUACUUCUCUCAUUAUAUGUGGAAGACAUCCAUACCAGCAUGGGGUACGUUAGACAUCCAUACCAGCAUGGAGUACUUUAGACAUCCAUACCAGCAUGGGGUACGUUAGACAUUCAUACCAGCAUGGCGUACGUUAGACAUCCAUACCAACAUGGGGUACGUUAGACAUGCAUACCAGCAUGGUGUACGUUAGACAUUCAUACCAGCAUGGGGUACGUUGAUUGUGUCAUUAAAACACUUCUCUGUGUACCCCCCCCUGAAGCUGUCAACUGCUUCCCCCAUUCGGAGAAAUAUAGAUACCAAAAUAAAUAGAAAAUAUUUUUUAAAAAUUAUAAUGACGUGGUCAUUUUCAUACAUUGUUAUAAAGAGUAGUAAUUGGUAACUUUCACCUGGGUAUAAAAAAUACCUACGUCACCGUAUGCUGACCAUAAACACCACGUAUAGUAAUAUAAAAAAAUACCUAUGUCACCGUAUGCUGACCAUAAACACCACGUAUAGUAAUAUAAAAAAAUACCUAUGUCACCGUAUGCUGACCAUAAACACCACGUAUAGUAAUAUAAAAAAAUACCUAUGUCACCGUAUGCUGACCAUAAACACCACGUAUAGUAAUAUAAAAAAAUACCUAUGUCACCGUAUGCUGACCAUAAACACCACGUAUAGUAAUAUAAAAAAAUACCUAUGUCACCGUAUGCUGACCAUAAACACCACGUAUAGUAAUAUAAAAAAAUACCUAUGUCACCGUAUGCUGACCAUAAACACCACGUAUAGUAAUAUAAAAAAAUACCUAUGUCACCGUAUGCUGACCAUAAACACCACGAAUAGUAAUAUAAAAAAAAAAGACUGAUAUAGUUGGAGAACUCUUGAACCCACGAAAAAGCACAAUGCUUGAUAUGUUUGAUUGGAUGAUUCGAAUAGUUUAAGGCAAAUCUAGAUACAAGAUCGGAUUCUAAAGUCUAUAUUGUUCCGAAUAUAGCGCCCACUCCUCAUAAUAUGCAGCACCAUUUCUCCCGUUGUUCACAUUUUUUUAGAAAUUGUUUUUUUGUGUGUUUUUUUUUUUGUGUUUUUUUUUAACAACCCUAUCUUAAAGACGUGCAUCAUGCGUAAAGGUACGGCCUAUACGCUUAACACUACUUUAUUAAAUGACCCUUCAAUAUAUAUAAUGGCCUUUUCUUUUGAAAUAUAUCUUACUACGUAUCCAACAUUUGCAUUAUUUUUUUACAUUUCUAGUUCUUCACACAAUGGUAUCAACUUUGAAACUUGGAAAUAUUUAGGAAAGUUAAUUUUCAAGCUUGAUUUUUGAGACACGCACAUUUUUCAUAAGGAAAUAAAUAUCUGAAUGGAUUUAUUUAAAAAGUAGUGUAACGAAAUAAAUGGUUUCAAUAAGGACUAUAAAACAAGAUGACUGUUGAAUAACAAUAUAAAUAAAGUAUUUGUGUAGACACAAGCAUUCAAGAGACACCUACAUGUUGACUUUAUCUCUAGUGAUGCUCUUCGAUAAAGUAUUGGUGUAGACACAAGCAUUCAAGAGACACCUACAUGUUGACUUUAUCUCUAGUGAUGCUCUUCGAUAAAGUAUUUGUGUAGACACAAGCAUUCAAGAGACACCUACAUGUUGACUUUAUCUCUAGUGAUGCUCUUCGAUAAAGUAUUGGUGUAGACACAAGCAUUCAAGAGACACCUACAUGUUGACUUUAUCUCUAGUGAUGCUCUUCAAUAAAGUAUUGGUGUAGACACAAGCAUUCAAGAGACACCUACAUGUUGACUUUAUCUCUAGUGAUGCUCUUCAAUAAAGUAUAGAAUCUCUAGGGAUGCUCUUCAAUAAAGUAUAGAAUCUCUAGGGAUGCUCUUCAAUAAAGUAUAGAAUCUCUAGGGAUGCUCUUCGAUAAAGUAUAGAAUCUCUAGGGAUGCUCUUCGAUAAAGUAUAGAAUCUCUAGGGAUGCUCUUCAAUAAAGUAUAGAAUCUCUAGGGAUGCUCUUCAAUAAAGUAUAGAAUCUCUAGGGAUGCUCUUCGAUAAAGUAUAGAAUCUCUAGGGAUGCUCUUCGAUAAAGUAUAGAAUCUCUAGGGAUGCUCUUCAAUAAAGUAUAGAAUCUCUAGUGAUGCUCUUCGAUAAAGUAUAGAAUCUCUAGGGAUGCUCUUCGAUAAAGUAUAGAAUCUCUAGUGAUGCUCUUCGAUAAAGUAUAGAAUCUCUAGGGAUGCUCUUCGAUAAAGUAUAGAAUCUCUAGGGAUGCUCUUCAAUAAAGUAUAGAAUCUCUAGUGAUGCCCUUCGAUAAAGUAUAGAAUCUCUAGGGAUGCUCUUCGAUAAAGUAUAGAAUCUCUAGUGAUGCUCUUCGAUAAAGUAUAGAAUCUCUAGGGAUGCUCUUCGAUAAAGUAUAGAAUCUCUAGGGAUGCUCUUCAAUAAAGUAUAGAAUCUCUAGGGAUGCUCUUCGAUAAAGUAUAGAAUAAAGAACAGCUAACUUCAGGUCUGCGCCGAAAUGUAUUCCUUUCAUCAUGGAGUUUCUUGGGGAGGACCUCAAUGAGUCUCCUCUUAAGAUCUCUUCCCCACUUUCGCUCGGGAGCCUUCAACGCUUUCAAUUUCCUCGUCCCCCCCCCUCCACCACGCCGAUCAGUGUGGAAGUGCGUUGCAGAAAAUAAGCUUGUGCAAAGAGAAUAACUGGAGAUAUGCCUCAAGCCGAGUUAAUAAUACCUAAUUUUCACGUUGAUAGAGGAAAUGUCAGCCACCCCACCUCAACCCCACCUCACAAAAAAGGGGGGAACCUGAAUUGCCCCCCUAAGCCCACCCCUCUCCCCCCACGUAUCAAAUGUCUCAAACAAAUAAUGAGCUUAGAUAAACGCCAAAAAAAUGCACACGUAAAGCCCCUUUUCAUACACCUCCCCUUUUUUGCUCAAGAGACAUCGAUUUCUGCCCCCCCCCCUUAGCAUGCCCACCUCAACAAAUGCUAUGCCGGCCCCCUAGGUGACGAGUUGUAAGGAACACGAGGCACGUCUGACAUUCAUACCAGCAGUAGCCGGACGUCGGGCUCUUUUAUUUAUUUGUUUAAAAUACAUAUUGUAAAAGCAACAACAAGGUCGGAAUUUGCCCACAGCUUUCACAAGUAAUAUUUUAUAAAAAUCCCAGUGUUUAUAUACAUUUAUAUUAUAAAUGCCAAUUUUAAGUUUUAGAUUCAUUAAUUAUUAUAGAGACCUUUUUUUUUUCUCUCUUAAACAUUGUUUUGUGUCAGUUUGCCAUCUGCAGAAUUAAGCUUGGUUUCAUCAAAACGUAAAGAUUUCACCUAAAAUUCUAGCUUGUGGUCUGGACUUCAAUCCCCAGACUAGACCAGCCAAAAUAAAAAAACACUAGCACCCCGUUAACCUUGGAUGGGAACUCUGAAAUUUAACCAAAGGAUGGAGUCCGGUAUGCGCUAUGGCAUGGACGCAAUGACAAUUCGGACAACUCCUGCCACGUUGAAAGCAAAGAGAGCACAAUGAAACACACGAGACACACUGAUGGGCAUUAGUAUCAUCCUGGUCAAUUUCCAGUCACGGCUACUACUCAAGGGGUAGCCUUGGUCAUCUUCGCAUGGGAAGGACGAACUAGAUGUAUCUAUAGGGGCACAUCCAGAAUUUAAAAUAGAAAAAAAAAUUUAGUUCACACUUGUAAGACUUUUACAUAAUCGCUUUAAAGGAUUUUCUAAUUCGUGAAUCAUUCUAUUAAAUUUAACGAAUUUUUUAAUCUCACCCUCAGGUUUACCUGUCAUCCCAGUUGCCAUUGUCUUGAUCAUUGAUCCUGAUCUUUAUAAAGGUGGAAACAAAUAGUAGGUUUAACAUUUUAUUUUGUUUUAAUAAACGAGUAUUAUUAAUAAUGUGUUUAAUAGAUUUUCUGUCUAUUCUGGAAAGCCGUGGAAUAGUUCUGCAUUCAAAACAAAAUAAUCUCUACAUAAUGUUCUGCAUGAACAGAUUCAAAUCAUGGCACCUUACUAAAAACAUUAAAAAUCUAUUUGUUAGAAAACCCGUCUAAAAUUAAAGAUAUUGGUCGUGUCAACCUUGGUGGCUACGAUAUUGUGACUCACAAAUUAACCUUAAAGAACUUAAAUUAUUCACCGAAGCUGCCUAAAAGUUAUUUAAUUUGUGUGCGUCUGUUUAUCUAGUCCCAAGUACUCACAUUCUCUCAUUCACACCCCCAGCUGUUGGAUGUCGCUGCCUGCCUUCUACUACAGCUUUGUUAUCCCCGUUGGUCUGAUCGUCUUGACCAACAUCGUCAUUUUUAUCGUGGUUGGGGUCAGCCUGUGCCGUAGGAAGGACAUGAGCAAACACACAUCGAUGAGUCGGAGUCAGACUGUCGUCAACAUACGGGCUUCGUUCAUCUGUUUUUGUGUGCUAGGUGAGUGCGGUUAAAUAAGAGGUAAAUGUAGAAGUUGAAUAGGGGAAAGUUCUAGCGGUAAAAACGGAUAGACCUCUUCAUUGGUGGUAAAAAGGAGUGAUUACAGGAGUAAAUGAGGAAUAACUCUAGCAGUCAAUCAGAAAUACCCCCCCCCCUUUUGCGUAAAUGAGCAACUCCCUAAGUAAUUGAAGGAUAACUUCCUAAGUAAAUGAGGAAUAAUUUUGGAGAUAAAGUAUCUUACAUUAACUUUAUUGCCCAAAGUAAAAAAUGUAUGUGGUAUUUUCUUAACAAUUUUCUGCAUACGUGCCAUGCAUUUUAAUAAAAAAAAAUUAUUGGAAUGCUCGCUUAUCAUAUGCAAGAUAAUGAUUGAAAUAAGUUAUUAAUAUUUCAAUAUGUAGCCCGAAUGCAAAUUUGGCUCAGUUAUCUCUUCUCUUCAUUGUUGUCUAUUAUAUAAAGUAGAUUACCUUUCUUCUCCAGGCACAAAUAUAUCAUAAUACAAACAUUUUUAAAAGGAAAUUGUAUGCAUAUAUGACACUACGACCUAAAAUGCUAUAAUAAGAUACUAGCGUAUUUAUUUCUACUUAUUGUCUUUAAUAACAUCUCACAAUAUUUUUUAUCAACCGUUUCAGGUCUGUCCUGGAUAUUUGGCUUCCUGGCCAUAGAUGACGCCCGCAUUGUUUUCCAGUACAUGUUUUGUAUAUCUGCGUCACUGCAGGGAUUCGUCAUCUUUGCCAUGAUGACUGCACGGGAUAAAAAUGUCCGUGCUUUCUGGCUGUCAAAGAUUUGUCUUUGCUGUACCAGAACAGAAAAAAGAGGUAGAUAUAGCAUUCCGGGUCAGCUUUACAUUCAUUCAAACUAAUACCAAUAAGUCAGCUUUCUAGAAGAGGCUUACAAUAAUUCCAACAUUACCAUGAUUGAUACCAAUAAGUCAGCUUACUAGGAAAGAGCUAUAAUCAUCCUAACAUUACCAUGUGUGAUACUAAUAAGUCAGGUUUCCUUUGUGGUCAGUGUUCAGUAUGUACUUUAGUUGUUCAGGCAUUGCUGAAUUAUCCAUGUGAUCUGUAUAUAGUAAGUACUGUAGUUGUUAAGGUAUUGCUGACAUAUACUUUGUAAUCAGUGUUCAGUAUGUACUUUAGUUGUUCAGGCAUUGCUGAAUUAUCCAUGUGAUCUGUAUAUAGUAAGUAUUGUAGUUGUUAAGGUAUUGCUGACAUAUACUUUGUAAUCAGUGUUCAGUAUGUACUUUAGUUGUUCAGGCAUUGCUGAAUUAUCCAUGUGAUCUGUAUAUAGUAAGUAUUGUAGUUGUUAAGGUAUUGCUGACAUAUACUUUGUAAUCAGUGUUCAGUAUGUACUGUAAGUAACCAUCUACUAUUUUAACACACCAGGAUUUUUAUUAGAAUUUAGAGAAGGUGUUACGGUAAUGCUGACUUAUCCUUGUGGUCUGUGUUUAGUAUUUACUGUAGUUGUUAAGGUAUUGCUGACACAUACUUUGUGAUCAGUGUUCAGUCUGUACCGUAGUUGUUAAAACAUCGCUGGCUUAUCCUUUCUGAUCAGUGUUUAGUAUGUACUGUAGUUGUUAAGGCAUCGCUGACUUAUCCUUUCUGAUCAGUGUUUAGUAUGUAGUGUAGUUGUUAAGGCAUUGCUGACUUAUCCUUUUCAUCAGUGUUCAGUAUGUACUGUCAUUAAACAUCUACUAUUUAAACCCCUCAGAAACAGGAAGUGCCACAAAGUCGGGUGCUUGUAAUUUAGCUGCCAUGUACAGUGAUGAGUCAAAGUCACGUGACUCAAACUCCAAAGACAGGAGUGGCGACAACACCAUCUCUGGAAGUGUCAGUGACAGCCCAGAGUCCGUCACAGCACCAAGGCUAUAAUUGUCAGUGACAGUGCAGAUGCAACGACAACACCAUCUCUACAACUGUCAAUGACGUGGUACCGACAUUUCAGAAAAUUGAUUUUAAAUUUGGAUCUUCUGUUUUGGGAUAUAUUUUUUUUUUAAAUUGAGUUUUAAAAAAUAUUAACACUUUUAAGAUUCAGGAAAUAUGGAAACGAAAUAUUGAUUAUUAGAUUUUUUUGUCAUUGUCAUAAUUUCAAAGACUGACAGAGUUUGCCAAUAAAGCGUUUUCAUGUCUUUGGAUUCAAGCUUCCACAUAACUCGUAAAACUGUUUCCUUCACACAGCUUGGACGCGGUCCUUCAAAAAUCAACAAACAAACAUUAUAGUGUAAAAAUGAAAAUUUAAGCCCAUGCUUGCCUUAACGAUGUUAUGGAUGCGACAAUGUAAAGAUGAAUGUUUUAACAUGUUUGAGACAAAAAGCGUUUAGCCAUCGUUAACGGAGUCAGUAUUAGUCACAAGAACUAGAACUUAGCUAGGGCAGGCCCAAAGACACACAUAAAUGAUUCUUCGCAUUAAGAUUCACCUAAACAUCCUCCAUUUUAGAAAAAAACAUAUUAAUGAGACACAGACAUGCAGAAUUAAAGAAAACCUUUUCUUGUACGAUUCACAGUGUGAAUUACAUCUGCGUUUGUCAAAAGUGUGGAAAAUCAUUGGAGGAGGAGACCGGUCGUGGCCUUGGAGACCGUUUUAGAGGUUAUCUGUAAAACUUAAACGAGCAUUUUCUCCAGUUUCCAAACAUUUCUAUAGUGCUAGCCAUACUGAAAUAGUAACAUUGUAGUUACUGGCAUCUUGUGUGCAAAUAACACACCUAGAGGGAAUUUAUAUGGAAAAUAAAUUAAUAACAGGAUUUGAUAGGUUAGCUUCAUACGGUACAAACCAAAUUUCAAAACUUUACAUGGCGUCAAUGUCAUUAUUCUGUGUUGUUUUGUAACUUUUCUUCCACCCCCUUUCUUUCCGUGUUUCUGAUCUCUGUUUUUGUUAGGUACUUCCGCCCACUCUUAGUCUUUUCUUUCAUUUUUAACUAGGAGACAUGUACAUAUGUUAUGCACAUUUAAUUUAAACUUAUAUGAUUUUUUUUUGUUGUUUUACCGAUGAAGGCAUUUGCCGAAAUGGUUACAUUAAAUGUAGAAUUUGUGUUGUGUAAAAUCAUUACUAAACCUCAACCUACAUUGUUUUAUUUACGCUCAUUGUUCAUGUCUCAAACUUUAAAUAUUUAUCGCAGUCAAACCCUUUUAAAAGACACAUCCGUGUAUCUUUCACCUAAAAAUAUACACUUCAUUAUCUUCUUGUCAAAAGAUGUACAUAUCAAACUUUCAUUCCUUCGAAAAACACUCAAGAUGUUCUUUCUUUUAAGAGACAUACACUGUAAUCUUCCCGUCAAAUGAUAUAUAUAUUUAUAUAUUUAGCAGACGUUCAUUCCUUCAAAAUACCCUCAAGAUGAUCUUUCUGUCAAAAGAAACUCAAUAUUAUAUUCCCCUUAAAGAUACAUCAGAUAAUCUUACCGUCAAAAGACGAACCAUUGUGCUCGCCGUUCUAAAGACACAGAGGAUGAAAUUCUCGUUGUGAAUAGCAAUUGUUGUCAGAAGGAAAAACAGUUGAGAAAUGACAAUCCCAAUGACUCCCACUCUUAGAGCAAGACGUUGCGAUGCUUAGUUUCCACCUAGAGGAUUCCAUAAAACUUACAACUUCAGUUCAAAAUUGACGUCACCGGUCUCAUUGAUCUGAGUGAUUAAAUGCAUGUUAAAUUUGUGAACUUUUACAAUGGACGGAAUCGCAUUUUUUUCCACCUCCACUAAGGAAACAACUCAGGCGAUAACAUUUGAUGAUUAUAAUCUUGUUCUUUAUUAGGCUGACACUUAGCUUAUACUUUCUCUCAUCUCGAAACUCUGACUGCCCUCUUCUCAUACCGUCAGAGCUCUCCCUGACUGUCUGCUUCUCUGUCCAGCCGCGUUCUCUCCAGUCCUGUCCAGGGGUCCCUAUUUAUAAGUCCCUGGUUCAUAGAGUUCCUUCCCAGGUCUGUAAUCUGACGCGCCCGGCGCUUUGAUCAGUCGGUCGUGGUCCGAACUCUCCACAAUAUUAUGUGGGCUCCAGUGAAUGAGCUUAAUUAGUAGUCCUCAACAACCACUCCACGGGCUCGUGCCAGCCAGCAGAUGUUUCCUGUCGGUCUACGGUCUGGUGCAAGCCAACAGGUGUUUCAUGUCGGUAAACGAUCUGGUGUCAGCCAGCAGAUAUUAUCUGCCGGACCAUGAAAUUUUUUUUAACCAUAAUAUAAAAAUAUUUACGUCUGCAACGAAGUAUAGCGGGACACAUUAGCGUAGGAAGCGGGGCUAAAUAUUUAGGAGCAGCAUUUGUGAGAAAACUGCAGACUUCAUCUUGAAGGAGGACGUCAUUAUUAGCUGCACGACCAGAGUGACACCACCCCAUCCCCUGGUUAACCAGUCAGUGUCUAACUGCGUAAUCGUAUAUCAGCUUCUCUUUUAUCAAGUUGGCUUAAAUCAGUUAGUCUUAAAUCAGUUUGUGUAAUAUAAUUUUGUCUUGUAUCAGGUUGUCUUAUAUCAGGUUGUCUUAUAUCAGGUUGUCUUAUAUCAGGUUGUCUUAUAUCAGGUUGUCUUAUA